AUGACUAACUAUUUUUGUGACACUAGGAAAUUGGUCCAAUUUCCUGGGGAAAGAGAGCUCGGCAUUUUUAAACUAUUAUCCAAGUACAUAAAGGAUCCUUCAGCUGCAAGGAAAUUUAUUGACAUUUUGCUCCCGCUUGUAGCCAAGAAGCCUCAUCACUCCGAUGCAUGUGUGGAAGCUUUGGUGGUCAUUCGACAUAUAAUACCUAUAUUAAGGAGUGAAAGUACUGUAAAAAUUCUGAACACAGUUUCUCCGCUUCUUAUUUCUUCUGGACUGGAUGUUCGGAUGUCUAUUUGUGGGGUUCUUGAUGCACUUGCUGGAAAUGAUUCUUCUGUGCUCCCUGUGGCAAAACUUCUUCAUGAACUGAAUGCAACAUCUUCCAUGGAGAUGGGUGGCCUUGACUAUGACACCAUAAUUGGUGCCUAUGAAAAGAUCAACACAAGCUUUUUCUACACCGUCCAAGAGGAGCAUGCUUUAGUCCUUUUGUCACAUUCUGUAUAUGACAUGUCUUCUGAAGAGUUGAUUUUGAGGCAGAGUGCCUUUAGAUUAUUGCUUUCAUUUGUUGAAUUUUCUGGGGAAAUCCUUGAUUUAGAUGUCAACUCCAAGCAAGAGUAUUGGUCGGGAGCAUGCAUUCAGCGCAUGAUAAACAAAUUCCUUCUGAGACAUAUGGGGGAUGCAAUGACCAAACAAGCUUCUGUUCAGAAGUUAUGGAUUGAUUUACUGCGAGAAAUGGUGCUGAAGCUGCCGAAAGAGCCAAAUCUUAAGUCGUGUAGGGCCCUAUGCAGUGGCGAUGCAGAGCAGGAUUUCUUCAACAACAUUAUUCAUUUACAAAAGCACAGAAGAGCAAAGGCAUUGACUCGCUGUAAAAAUAUUAUCAGUUCUGGCACUUUGUCUGAGGUUAUAACGAAUAAAGUGUUCAUUCCACUCCUUUUCAAUAUGUUAUUUGAUGUAAAAGAUGGAAAGGGAGAACAUGUCAGAAGCACGUGUGUGGAGGCUCUAGCAUCGAUUGCUGGUUGCAUGGAAUGGAACUCGUACUAUGCAUUUCUCGUUAGAUGCUUUCGAGACAUGACCUUGAAACCAGAAAAGCAAAAGGUUUUGUUGAGGUUAAUCUUCUCUAUCCUAGACCACUUUCAUUUCUCAGAAACUCACUCCAGCCAUGAAACCAAGAAUUCUGGUGGGGAUUCAAUUCCUGGGAUCAUUCAAGUGAGUUCUGCAACAGUGCCAAACAAAUGUACUGGUUCUGCGGUACUUUCAGACAUACAGACAUGCCUUCACAAAAAUAUUCUCCCUAAAGUGCAAAAAUUGUUGGCAGCGGAUUCUGAUAAGGUCAAUGUCAACAUCAGUCUUGUUGCACUAAAGCUAAUGAAAUUGCUUCCUGGUGAUAUCAUGGAAACACAGCUUCCAAAUAUCAUUCAUCGCAUUUCAAACUUCUUAAAGAGUCGUUUGGAAAGCAUUCGGGAUGAAGCUAGGUCUGCUUUGGCUGCUUGUUUGAAGGAGUUGGGCCUUGAGUACUUGCAGUUUAUAGUCAAAGUUUUGAAAACCACUCUGAAAAGAGGCUAUGAAUUGCAUGUGCUCGGAUACACACUCAAUUUCAUAUUAUCGAAAUGUCCUCCAAAUCUUAUUAGUGGGAAGUUGGAUUAUUGUUUAGAUGAGCUUCUUUCUGUGGUAGAAAAUGAUAUUCUUGGAGAUGUUUCGGAGGAAAAAGAGGUGGAUAAGAUAGCUUCUAAGAUGAAAGAGACUAAAAAGAACAAGUCGUUUGAAACCCUCAAAUUGAUUGCCCAAAACGUCUCAUUCAAAGCACAUGCCUUGAAGCUACUUUCACCUGUUACAGUUCACCUGCAGAAGCAGUUGACCCCAAAAGUGAAGACAAAAUUGGAAACUAUGUUAGAUCACAUAGCUGCAGGUAUUGAAUGCAAUCCAUCAGUAGAUCAGUCUGAUCUCUUUAUCUUCACAUAUGGUCUCAUUGAAGAUGGCAUCGUUGAUGAGAAGCAUAAACAGGAAAAUUCAUCUAUUACAAAGGCACAACAUAAAGAUGAAGUGAACAGUAAAAUUACCAACACGGGCAGGCUAACUACUGCUGACCCACGAGGUUCACAUCAUAUUACGGUAUUUGCCCUUGGGCUACUGCACAAUCGCAUGAAGCACAUGAAACUCUACAAAAAUGACGAACCAACAUUACCAAUGUUGGAUCCAUUCAUCAAAUUGCUGUGUGACUGCUUGAGCUCAAAGUACGAAGAUGUCAUAGCUGGAGCACUUAGAUGCCUUUCUCCGCUGGUGAGGUUGCCUCUUCCAUCCCUCGAGUCCCAAGCCGACAAGAUAAAGACUUCACUGUUGGUUAUUGCUCAUGGUUCAGUAAAUACUAGCAGUCCUCUGGUGGAGUCGUGUUUGAAGUUGUUAACAGGGCUUCUACGGAGCACUAGAAUCACACUUUCCACUGAUCAAUUGAAUAUGUUGAUUCAGUUUCCAUUAUUUGUAGAUCUUGAAAGAAAUCCUUCAUUUAUUGCCCUUUCACUUCUGAAGGCAAUAGUGAACCGGAAGCUGGUGGUUCAUGAGAUAUAUGACGUUGUCAACCGGGUUGCGGAAUUGAUGGUAACAAGUCAAGUGGAACCAAUUCGCAAGAAAUGCAGUCAAAUUUUAUUGCAAUUCUUACUUGACUACCGUCUCUCACAAAAGCGCUUCCAACAACAUCUUGAUUUCUUGUUGGCAAAUUUGAGGUAUGAGCAUUCGACUGGAAGAGAAGCCGUGCUUGAAAUGCUCCAUGCUAUUAUAUUCAAGUUUCCGAAGAUUGUUGUAGAUGAGCAGUGUCAGACGAUAUUUAUCCAUUUGGUAGUUUGUUUGACUAAUGACCAUGACAACAAAGUCCGUUCUAUGACUGGUGCUGCUAUAAAACUUCUGAUUGGGCGUGUGAGCCCGCAUUCACUUCAUUCAAUUCUUGAGUAUAGUCUGUCGUGGUAUUUGGGUGGGAAGCAGCAUUUGUGGAGUGCUGCAGCACAGGUCUUGGGGUUACUUGUCGAAGUCAUGAAAAAAGGCUUUCAAAGACAUAUUAGUAGUGUAUUACCUGUGAUGAGAAGCAUUUUAGAGUCGUCUGUCAAUGUUCUUACAGAUAGGCAGCUAGAUCUUUCUGAUGAAGCAAUGGUUCCCUCUUGGAGGGAGGCAUAUUAUUCGCUUGUUAUGCUGGAGAAGAUGCUGCAGCAGUUCCAUGAUUUGUGCUUGGAAAGGGAUCUUGAGGAUAUAUGGGAAACAAUCUGUGAGCUCCUUUUGCAUCCACACAUGUGGCUGCGCAAUGUAUCGAAUCGCCUUGUGGCCUUAUACUUCGCCACAGUAACUGAGGCUUGCAGAGAAAAUCACGNAUUUGCAGGAUAUAUGGGAAACAAUCUGUGA
This is a messenger RNA of Ilex paraguariensis (yerba mate), 3381 nucleotides long. NCBI's taxonomy places the organism in Eukaryota, Viridiplantae, Streptophyta, Magnoliopsida, Aquifoliales, Aquifoliaceae. The record is from the annotation of a GenBank genome assembly.